UAACAGGAGAGAAGCAGCUGAACGCGUACAGUAGACGCGUCGCGCAGCGGAGGAGACACACACCUGAGGAAUAGCGGCGCGAUGGCUGAUCAUCUGAUACAGAUCAAUGACUCUUCCGCCGCAGUCAAUCGAUUCGCGCGGAAAGGAGCUCUGCGACAGAAGAACGUGCACGAAGUUAAAAACCACAAAUUUAUCGCUCGGUUCUUCAAGCAGCCCACAUUCUGCAGCCACUGCACCGACUUUAUCUGGGGAUUUGGAAAACAAGGCUUCCAGUGCCAAGUGUGCUGUUUUGUGGUCCACAAAAGGUGCCAUGAGUUUGUUUCAUUCUCCUGUCCAGGGGCCGACAAGGGUCCUGACACAGAUGAUCCCAGGAGCAAGCAUAAGUUCAAGAUCCACAGCUACGGCAGUCCCACCUUCUGCGACCACUGCGGAUCGCUGCUGUACGGCCUCAUACACCAGGGGAUGAAAUGCGACACCUGUGACAUGAACGUUCAUAAGCAGUGUGUGAUGAACGUGCCAAGUCUGUGCGGGACCGACCACACCGAACGCAGAGGAAGACUGUUCCUCAAGAUCGAGGUCAGCGGAGACAGACUCCAUGUCACAGUGGGUGAGGCCAGAAAUCUGAUUCCCAUGGACCCCAAUGGUCUGUCAGACCCGUAUGUGAAGCUCAAACUCAUCCCAGACCCCAAGAAUGAGACCAAACAGAAGACCCGGACCAUCCGCUCCUCGCUCAACCCCACCUGGAACGAGUCCUUUAUCUUUAAGUUAAAGCCAUCGGAUAAGGAGCGCCGUCUCUCUGUGGAAGUGUGGGAUUGGGACAGAACCACCCGUAAUGACUUCAUGGGCUCCAUGUCCUUUGGUGUGUCUGAGCUGAUCAAAGCUCCUACAUGUGGCUGGUAUAAAAUGUUAAACCAAGAGGAGGGUGAGUACUACAACGUGCCCAUUCCAGAGGAGAACGACAUUAACCUGGAGCUGCGGCAGAAGUUUGAGGCCUGUCAGUUCAAUAUCCACCUGCUGAAGAAAGCCAAGCUUGGUCCUGGAAAGAAAGUCAUCACUCCCACUGAUCACAGACGCUUCAGUUUACCAUCCGGAAACAUGAACAGAGUUCAACUCAAUGACUUCCAUUUCCUGGCUCUUCUGGGAAAAGGCAGUUUUGGGAAGGUGAUGUUGGCAGAGAUGAAGUCCAGUGAGGAGUUGUAUGCCAUUAAAAUCCUGAAGAAGGACGUGGUGAUUCAGGAUGAUGAUGUGGAGUGCACAAUGGUGGAGAAGAGAGUGCUGGCCCAGAGAGAUAAGCCACCUUUCCUCACCCAGCUGCACUCCUGCUUCCAGACUGUGGAUCGUCUAUACUUUGUAAUGGAGUACAUUAACGGUGGAGACCUGAUGUAUCACAUCCAGCAAGUGGGCAAGUUUAAGGAGCCACAAGCCGUAUUCUAUGCAGCAGAGAUUGCUGUCGGACUCUUCUUUCUUCAUAGGAAGGGAAUUAUUUACAGAGAUCUGAAGUUGGACAACGUGAUGUUGGACUCCGAGGGCCACAUCAAGAUCGCAGACUUCGGCAUGUGUAAGGAAAAUAUGUAUGAGGGCAUGACAACACGCACCUUCUGUGGAACGCCGGAUUACAUCGCCCCGGAGAUAAUCGCCUAUCAGCCGUAUGGGAAAUCGGUGGACUGGUGGGCGUACGGUGUGCUCCUCUACGAGAUGCUGGCUGGGCAGCCUCCAUUUGAUGGCGAGGACGAGGAUGAGCUGUUUCAGUCCAUAAUGGAGCACAACGUGUCCUACCCCAAAUCCCUGUCUAAAGAGGCAGUGUCCAUCUGUAAAGGGCUGAUGACGAAGCAUCCAUCUAAGCGUCUAGGUUGCGGUCCAGAGGGUGAGAGAGAUAUAAAGGAGCAAGCUUUCUUCCGCAGAAUUGACUGGGAACGGUUGGCCAACAGAGAGAUUCAGCCUCCAUUUAAACCCAAAGUGUGCGGCAAAGCGGCGGAGAACUUCGACAAAUUCUUCACCCGCACGCAGCCCAUGCUGACCCCUCCAGACCAACUGGUCAUCGCCAACAUCGACCAGAGCGAAUUCGCUGGAUUCUCUUUCAUAAACCCAGAGUUCAUUCACCCAGCAUCGCUUCACAGUGUGGUAUGAGACGGCCCGAUGAAGAAGAGGACCGCCUGUCCAGUUCAAACUAAUAACCACGUCCAUGUUAUUUAUGAACUCACCAAAUCUUUGUAGACAGUUGAAUACCCUUUAUCUGAACAUAUCUGAACUGAGGAGGGCUGGAGAAGGGGGUUUGAUGGCUGAAUGGAAAUGUAUCAUAAAGCAUGUGUACGCAUUCAGGCAGUAUCUAAUGGAGAUGAUGUGAGAUCUGUUCCAUAGACUGGUGAGCAUUUUAAGGCACCGCAGACUCGUUCCCAGAAAAUGAUUCUUUUACGAGGUUCCACCUUGGUUAGGAUGCUGCUUGUGUAGGCAGUAGACAGAAAGGCAGCUCUCUAGGCUUUGAAACAGAGCCAUUAUGUCCUCAUAGCAACGAUAAGUCAUCUAAUGCCUGUUUGCUGAUAGAUGUUAUGUGCAGGCCCAGUAUAUUUUACAAAACGCAGAUAUUUUUGAAGGUGGAGAUGUCGAAUGAUCCCUUUUUCCAGUCCUCAGAUUCUUUGUGUGUGAAGCAUGCUGACAUGAAACAGGUUUUUGUGUCCUAUUCCUUAUAUCCUCUACUGCCAUUUCUAAUGUUCCUGAAUUAUAUAUUUGUAAAUCUAAAAAAUAUCUUGUUAUAGGAGUGCCAAAAUAUAACUGCAUCAAAAGGUUUUUUAUAUCCAGCUCUAUAUAUGCAUAUUGAUUUCCUACUAGAUCUCUUGGUGGUGUCCCUUAUCUAGGGCUGAAACUUGAACCCUUAUCGCUCCUCGAGUUUUAGCAUGACAACUUCCAAUCCCGUCACUGCCUGCUCGCCUGGUUCCUACAUAUUCAACAUAUACACAACUUUUUCUCUCGCUCUAAAUGUAUGAAUUGUGAUUCCUCGUCUGUAAUGCGCAGGCCUAAACACCCGCAGAAUCCUGCAGAGAAUUAGAUCACCUGUCCUACUCAUCUGCUUGCAUGUUUGUUUUUAUUAAAUUCUUCUGAUAAUCUAAUAAUACUGUUUCAUUUAAUAUAUUUUACCAUGAUUAAAUCCAUCCCGCAGAUUUUCUGUCAUGAUCAGCACAAAAAGUCUGCAGAUUGAUAAAGAAUAAACAUUUAAACCAAACUGAGUCUCUUCUGAUAGAAAUGCAUAUGGCCUUUGAUUUAACACAUGCAUAUUAUGCUAAAGAAAACUACCACUGCUACAAAUUAAAGGAGAAGUCCACUUCCAGAACAAAAAAUUACAGAUAAUGUACUCACCCCCUUGUCAUCCAAGAAAUUAUGUUUUUGAGGAAAACAUUUCAGGUUUCAUACAGUGGACUGUUAUGGUGCCCCGAGUGUGAACCUCCAAAAUUUAGUUUAAAUGCGGCUUCAAACGAUCCCAAAUGCGGUUGUAAACAAUCCCAGCCGAGGAAGAAGAGUCUUAUGUAGCAAAAUGAUCAGUUAUUUUCAUAAAAAUGAUACAAUUUAUAUACUUUUUAAUGUCAACUCGUCUUUGCCCGAACUCUGUUUUUUUCCCGUUCAUGACAGUUAGGGUAUGUCGAAAAACUCAACUUCAACAUCGUCCUAUAUCACUGUCUUACCAUUUUUGUUAAUGGUGUUUGAUCUUCUUUUAAUGUUCGCUUUGCAAAGACUUGGUCAGUACUUAUGCAGUGAUGUAGCAUGAUUUUGAAAUAAUUUUUGAAGUUUUGAAGCUGAAGGGAGAAAAUAUGAUUGUUUUUCGACAUACCUGUCUUGUACCAGAAUACACAGAGUUCAGGCAGAGCAAGACAAGACGAGUUAAAAUUUAAAUGGUAUUUUUUUAAAUGAAAAUAACCAAUUGUUUUGCUAAAUAAGACCCUUCUUCCUCAGCUGGGAUCAUUUACAACUGCAUUUGGGAUCAUUUGAAGUUGCAUUUUGGAAGUUCAAACUCGGGGCACCAUAUCAGUCCAUUAUAUGGAGAAAAAUCCUGAUAUGUUUUCCACAGAAAACAUAAUUUCUUUACGACUGAAGACAUGAACAUCUUGGAUGACAAGGAGGUGAGUUUUUAAUUUACAUUAUCUGUAAUUUUUUGUUCUGAAAGUGGACUUCUCUAAAGAACAUGUAAUGAAACAAAAAAUAUGUUGUACUUGAAGUGUCUAAAACCUGUUAGGACAUAUUGCACCCCAGAAAAGAUUUUAGAACCUUUUAUUUUAUUUUAUUUUAUUUUAUUUAUUUAUUUUAUUUUAUUUUUUUUUUUUUUUUUUUUUUGCAUUGUGACAUUUACAGGACUGUUAAGCACUUUUACCUUAAAUGCUAAAUAAAUAAAUAAAUAAACUUAUUUACCUUUACUUUAAUGUGAUAUAAUGUGAAAUUUAGAUGAUCUGUUUACUGUACAUUAAGUAUUUUUAAAUCAUGGUAGUCUUUGUGGUAUAUACUGCUUAUUAUUUGACAAUAAUGAGAAUCUAAUGAAAAUCACCAAUGGGAGCAAAGAGAAUUACAGAAAAAGUAAAAAAACAUUAUGUAAUGAAAAUGUGUGUAACUGUCUAAACAAUUAUGCCACAAUGCAAAAACUCCUAAAGGCCUUCAAAUACACUUUCUUUUUAUAUAAAUCAUCACAGUUUAUGACUCCCUAAUGCCCAACAUGAUUUGGUGACAAAUGUUAGAUCAGUUAUGUAUAACUUCUAAUAUAACCCUGUCUCUGGUAGUGUUUCUGUUCUCUGGUGAUCAGUACUCUUCGUGUUAAACUACAUGUUCUUAUCAAAGGGAGCUUUCCAGUAUAUAUCGGAUAUUUUUAUCUUUUUAGGUCUUAGUUUACAGUCAUCUUGCAUUUUUGCUCUGUGAGUACUUUUAUGUAGAGCGCUAUGUUUACUGUUACACUAAAGGUACACUAUAUAUACCAAGAUUUUUGUAAAUACAGAGAAAGCAUACAUUAUCCUGCAGAUUUUAUACUAAGAACUGAAUGUGCUUUUACUAACUUAGAUGGUUUCUAUGUUUAGACGAUCCAAAAAGACUAGUUUGGCUAAUUUGAGAUAGCUUUGGUAUCUGCAAACCUUUGUUAUAUGUAACUCUUGUAUUUAUCUGCUCUGUUUUCUAUGCUGAUAGUAUAUAAGUGUAGGAGCUGUAUGUAGACUGACUGGGCUCUGUGAAUGUACGCAGUGCUCCUACAUACCGUACGUGUGUUUGUACUGCAGCUGCUGUGUGCAUGUGGGGCAAAUUGGCGCAUGCAAAACGUGUUGCAUGAUUCCAGGAAUCCGGAGUCCUCUAGCAUGGAAUGACUGUCACACACCGAGUACCAUAUCUGUCCCACCUCAGCUCUCUUCCUUUGUGUUUGUUGCUUUCGUUCCUGUUUAGUUUCAGUCGGUGGAUGAAGAUUUAGACUCUGUAAUGCGUAGAUUCUGACCACUGCUGAGCAACUUUGUCUGUGUGACAACAGGGUAAAGAUGGAAAAGUCAAUUUUACCAUACUUCAGACAUCAUUUUAUGUAUUCUAGUAAAAAAAAGUACCUCAGAAAUGCUGUAUUUACACAUUAGAUGAUUGCUCAGUUUGGGCUCUAGUCUUGUGCCAAGCCCUCGGUGGAAAUACUGUAGCUAUCAGGUGCACCAUUGUUGAAUUUCACCACUGAUUUGUCAGUAUAAGCACAUUUUUUGAAUCUGUCAUUUUUCAGUAUAUAUUUUAGAAAUGUAAUAGACCUGAUGUUUGAUGCCCCUGUGUAUGAAAGCAAAAGCAAGUAGAUAUUCCAGGUGUUUAUUUCUUCAUUCAUUCAGAAGUAAAUGAAUACAUGAUGAAUGGAAACAGAGCCGGUCCUCUUUUGAAGUGAUUCAGAAAGUUUUUAAAGCGGUUGUCUUGCAGGAUGCAGGUUUACACAAGUGUCUCACAUUGAGAGUAUUUGGGAAUUUAACGUUCAUGUGUUUGAUGGUGGGUUUUCUGCAUGUGAGGCGGCAUUCCAACAUUCCCUGAAAAUAUGAAGUAUAUGAACAUUCCACCCAGCCAUUUCUUAUUAGAGAUUCUAUCAGGAAUUAUAAAUAUAAAUUUAUCAUUAUUAUUAUUAUUCAGUUAUGGAUUCCAGGACAGUGUUUUAGUUUCAAUAGGUUAAUUCACUCAUCUUUGUUUUUCUUUACAAAAUUUUGUCCCUCUGUUCUUUGUGAAGGAAAAUGUGUAUAAAUAAAUGUAUGACAAAAGUGA
Messenger RNA from Labeo rohita (rohu), 6234 nucleotides. RefSeq names its product protein kinase C, alpha, b (gene prkcab). NCBI's taxonomy places the organism in Eukaryota, Metazoa, Chordata, Actinopteri, Cypriniformes, Cyprinidae. Gene Ontology annotation, biological process: protein phosphorylation. Gene Ontology annotation, molecular function: diacylglycerol-dependent serine/threonine kinase activity; zinc ion binding; ATP binding. The record is from RefSeq and is a predicted model, not a curated record.